Menidia menidia (Atlantic silverside) is the source of this 2050-nucleotide messenger RNA. NCBI's taxonomy places the organism in Eukaryota, Metazoa, Chordata, Actinopteri, Atheriniformes, Atherinopsidae. The record is from the annotation of a GenBank genome assembly.
AUGCGUUUGGGCGAAACCCGCCGUCACUCACGACUCGGACUGCGCGCUGAUUGGCUGCCGCGGUGCGGGUGCACGCCCCCGCUGGCCCACGGCAGCGUUGAAAUGACACCGUGGGAAAGCUGGGCGCCUUCAAACGGAGACGCUCCGGGCAAACCUGGGCACGCACGAGUCCAGCAGACGCAAACUCAGACACCGAAGAACCGCUUUGGAAGCGUCAAAAUGAAACGGAAUCACGAUUUUAGCUCCUCGGACAGUGAGCUGGAUGAAACUAUUGAAGUGGAGAAGGAGAGCGCGGAUGAGAAUGGAAACGUGAGUUCUCUCGGUUCCAUGUCUCCGACGACAUCUACUCAGGUGCAGGCGAGGAAAAGGCGUCGAGGAAUUAUUGAGAAAAGGCGCCGUGACAGAAUCAACAACAGCCUCAGUGAGCUCCGCCGGCUGGUUCCCAGCGCCUUUGAGAAGCAGGGCUCUGCCAAACUGGAGAAAGCAGAGAUUCUGCAGAUGACUGUGGAUCAUCUGAAGAUGCUUCACGCUGCUGGGGGCAAAGGUUACUUCGACGCGCACGCCCUGGCAAUGGACUACCGCGGUUUGGGUUUCAGGGAGUGUCUGGCCGAGACGGCCCGUUACCUGAGCAUCAUCGAGGGCCUGGACAGCACCGACCCCCUGCGCAUGCGUCUGGUCUCCCACCUCAACAACUACGCCGGCCAGAGGGAGGCCCACUCGGGCCUCAGCCACCUGGCCUGGGGCUCCGCUUUCGGAUCCCCUCCGGCCCACCUGGCCCACCCCCUCCUCCUCCAGCACCAGCACCAGCAGGGGGCCCCUCUGGGGGCCCUGCCCCGCAGCGCCACCAGCAGCCCGCAGACCCCCCUGUCGUCCGCCUCGGCCUCCUCUUCCUCUUCCUCCUCCUCCUCCAGUUCGUCCUCGUCGGCCUCCCUGGGGGCAGAGACUCACGCCCCGGGGAGGCGCAGCCGCAGCGCCACCCCCCACUCGGACCAGGGUCCCAUCCGGGUUCCCCCCUCCUCCGCCGGCCCCGCCGCCGUCCUGCACCCGGCCCUGGUUCCCUCGUCGGCGUCCAAGCUCUCCCCCCCCCCUCCUCUCCUCCCUCUCGGCGUUCCCCUUCGCCUUCGGCGCCUUCCCCAUCAUCUCGCCCGCCGCCGGCCUCAGCCCCCCAACCCAGACCCCCGGCGUGGGCAAACCCUACAGACCCUGGGGCAUGGAGAUAGGAGCUUUCUGACUAAAGUGAAAGAACUCGGCUACAACAACAUCUGCUUAUAGACUCAAAUCACUUUCCAGCUGAGCUGGGCUCAAAGGACCUAAUUUUUUUUCCUACUAUGAAUGUUAUUUUUUUCUAUGAUGUUGGCGUCCCGCAGGGGAUAGUUGUAGGGUUUUUUUUGUCUUUGUAUUUUCUUCUUUUUGUACAGAAAAAAAACCCACCACAACUGCCCGCUCACACACACACACACACACANACACAUACUUAAAGAAGAGGGAGACCACAACUAAAAAGCAACAGAAGUGAUUUAAUGUGUUGAUUGAUCUCUGUUUCGACCCACCCCCUUUAGAAGUUUCACUCACUGUAGUAGACAGCCUAUCAGGAAUGGCUUUUCCAGAUGGUCAAGCAAGUUCCUGGGCCAAAGUGCCCCCCCCCCCCCUUCCCCACCACCACCCCACCCCACCCUUUGUUUUUCUGAGCCGCACCACCAAGUGUUGGUGCCCUGGUUACAGCGAGGAGGGGAGGGGGUUUGAAGUCACCCUCUUUUACAACAUUUUAUGGGGUGGAAUAACUGAAACCAGGUGUUUGUUUGACUAAAUACUGGGAACAGAAGUCAGCUGCCAGCUCGGUGGAGCUAAUCGUACGGCGCUCCAUUGUUUAAAAGCUUUCUUCCCGAAAUUAGGCGUCCUCCACAGUGCGAUCUGUCUUUCAACACCUCACGUAUGUUUUACCAGUUUUAUUCAAUGUAAAUGACGUUAGGUGGGUUCUUAUCACGAUGUUUCCAUGUUAUUGUCAUGUAUCUGUUCAGCACAGCAGUUUUGGAUGACAGUCAUCACCCAG